Molecule: messenger RNA, 2843 nt
Organism: Linum trigynum
Lineage: Eukaryota; Viridiplantae; Streptophyta; Magnoliopsida; Malpighiales; Linaceae
Source: the annotation of a GenBank genome assembly
CCCUCUCCCCCGAUUCAGCGACCAUCAUGUGUGAAAUAAGCCAAACAUUUUGUUAGCAUAUGACGUGGCACGCCAUGUUGUAUCAAUAACUUUACCUUCUCAUCAAUCCUUACUUUCCUUAUACAGGAGGGAGCUCUCCAGCCACGCUUCCUUUGCCAUUAGCUGCACUAGUUAGCCUCACAAUCACUUACAAACUGGACGAAGCAUCAGAGCGCUUCCUCACGAUCAUUGGCCCAGCCUUGACUGCACUAGCCGCUGGUUGCCCCUGGCCAUGCAUGGCUAUCAUAUCAUCUCUAUGGGUCCAGAAAGCUAAGCGUUGGAGUGACUUCCUUGUUUUCCAUGCUUCCCAAACCGUCUUCCACCACAACAGUGAUGCUGUAGUUCAGCUUCUAAGGAGCUGUUUCACAUCAACUCUGGGCAUCACUCCUCUAUACAUCUCCGGCAGUGGUAGCGUCGGUGCCCUUCUAGGCCACGGUUUUGGGUCCCACUAUUCUGGUGGGAUAGCGCCGGUCUCCCCAGGGAUUCUGUAUGUGAAAGUGCAUCGAGCAAUCCGAGAUGUAAUGUUCAUGACUGAAGAGAUUCUCUCCCUCCUCAUGCACUCCGUUCGAGAGAUCGCAAGCAGCGGGUUGCCCAGAGAUGCGGCAGAGAAAUUGAGGAAGUCCAAGCACGGGUUGAAGUAUGGCCAGCUCUCCACAGCCAAUGCGAUGAGACGUGUCAAACUAGCAGCUUCACUUGGGGCCUCGUUGGUAUGGAUCUCAGGGGGUCCGAACUUGGUCCACUCCCUGAUUAGAGAAACCUUACCUUCUUGGUUCGUAUCGCAACACGGCUGUGAGCAGCUAGUGGGUGGAGGGGGUGAUGUAGUUGCCACACUGGGCGGUUAUGCACUUGCUUACUUUACAUUGCUGUGUGGAACGUUUGCAUGGGGGGUUGAUUCUGUGUCACCAACAUCCGGAAGACGGGCACAAGUUCUGACCGCGCACUUGGAGUUUCUGGCUAGUGCGCUGGAUGGGAAGGUGUCGCUGGGUUGUGAGUGGAAGACGGCGCAGGCUUAUGUAUCAGUGCUGGUGGGGUUGAUGGCGGCUUGCACUCCAAAAUGGGUGGAGGAGGUGAACGCGGACCUACUGAAGAGGCUGAGCAAGGGAUUGAGGCGGUGUAACGAUACCGAACUGGCAUUGUCGUUGCUGGGACGUGGUGGGGUUGGGUCCAUGGGAGCAGCUGCAGAGCUUGUUGUAGAAUGUGGAUUGUUUUAUUAGUGAAACAGCGAGUGCGUGGUGGAAACAGUUUUGCAGCCCUUUUGUAGGGUAAGGCAAUUGGUGGGUAGAUGUAGGCCUGUUUCCUGAAGGAAAGAUGCAGGGAUGGCAGUUUGUAGGGUUUUUGUAAAUUGUAGGUGUCUGUUUAGAAGCCAAAAGGAAGUUAAAUAACAGGGAUUAAUAUAGAGGUCAGUGGCUUUACUCAUUUUGUUGGGUGGAUCUCUAAUUUUGCAGAAGUUUAAUUUAUGUAUUCAAUUCAGUUGUUAACAACUUUCACAGCCAUCUUCUUUGGAGAAAGUUAUCAUUUGUUGCUGAUCCGUAUCAUGGCUUUUGGUAGAGACAGUAAAGUCGGAGCAAAAUUACAAUUAGUAAGCUUAUAUUCCCCAUGUAUGAAAAUAGUGAAGAACAUAUUAUACUGCAAAAAAAUGCAUGAAGUUUGUUCUUAGCUUUUAGCUUUAACAAGAUUUAACGUAAUUCUUUAAGCCUACACUACACUCUUGAAGCCUUGACAUGCUUGCUACUAGGCAUACAAUAACUGCCUAAAAUGGCUGAAAAACAUGAAGUUCCUAACCAAAUAUGAAGUAAUUAUCAAGUUGACUGACAUUAAUGGAAUGUUUAAUGCGCUAAACAUAAUGUUCUCAAUUCGUAAAAUAAUAGAAUAUUUCUGUUUAAUUUAUACAUAUGAAAAAUUGAUGAUAUUAUGUGUAAGAUGGAUCCUGAAAUGAAAGAUUUGAUUAUUACUUUCGUGAAUACUGGUGCGGGGAUGAGAUUGAUCAUUAUGGGAUGAUAGAUGUGAGAUAUGCAUUGACCAGGAAGUCAAUGAGACGACAUUGAUUCCUAGAACGAUUGUAUGGACUAGGAACUUAAUGAGACAACAUGGAUUUCUAGUCUACCGAGAUGAUGGGAAAAUCAAUAUUGUUUGUUACGUGAUCAUGUAAAAUCCAACGAUUAUAAAACUGUACCAGAAGUUAAGGCGGAUAAGUCAAUGGUAGGUUAUUUUGUUGUUAAACCAUGGUUUAACCAUGGUUCAACCUUUUCAUACUAGUAAAAUUCUAUACUGGCUUGGGAUCUAGUAGGCCAUUUUUCUAGGUCUGACCAUUGGUACGAUACAAUUUAAAUCACUUAAAAGACAUAGAAAUGGUCUAUGCCAUUGCCACCCCAAAUGAUUAUGGGUUAUGGUAGAUUUAGUUGGCUAAGGCUUCCAAAUUUUCCUUUUUUUUUUGUUCAUCCAGAACGAGGGGCAAAUUCGACCCCCUCCAGAUGCCGACGAUGUUCUUCUAAGGGUAGAUUUUGUAAGAGAGGUUGAUGAAUUGCUCCAAGAAGUGAGAGCAGAGCAGAAUGAAGAACCCAAUGCACUAGGGCUUGAUCAUGAAUCCAUUGCCAACAAACUGAAACAGCAAGAGAAGCACAGGAAGAUAAAUAAGGUUGAUGCUCUUCUAGAGCUGACUAAUAACUUGAAUAUGUAGCAGCGAUAUAUGUUGCCCCUUAGACAAGGUAUAGCCUGUUUAGUUAGAUUCCCAGGUUAUUUUAUAAUUUCGUCUAGAACCAGUUUCUGUUUUGAGCUGUAGAAGUGAAGAAAAUUAUACUAUUCUC